This is a messenger RNA of Schistosoma turkestanicum, 950 nucleotides long. The record is from the annotation of a GenBank genome assembly. Lineage: Eukaryota; Metazoa; Platyhelminthes; Trematoda; Strigeidida; Schistosomatidae.
GUUUAACAUUUUAGCUUAUUGACUGGCAAUUCAGUUUACCACAAAUAAUUCAAUCCGACAACCAACAAUCCUCUAAAACAACACCGACAAUCAUUCAAUCGAAUGAAAUAAAAUUUGUGAAAACAAAUUUUAUGCUUAUGUUUAUUAAAUAUAUUAUGAACAUUUCACCAAAUCUAUUAAAUUGGACAUCAGAAUUAAAUCAACUAGAUGUUGUAUCAAGAAUUUCAAUCAGUGAUCUAUUCAAACGUAUUGAAUAUGUGAAAUCAAGUUUAACAUUUUUAAUUCAUUAUUUUAAAACUACUGAAAAAGUUAAUAGUAGUAUAAAUAGUGGUAGUAGUGUUAAUAAUAAUAAUAAUAAUCAUAAUCAUGAUAAUGAUAAAAUAACAAAUCCAAUUCAUUUAACAUUAAACAAUUUAACAUUAAUGAAUCGUUUAUUAGAAUUAUUAACAAAAACAUCAGAAACUAUAUGGUGUAUUUUAUAUUCCACUGCAUAUUGGAUUAAAGCAUCAUCGCCGUUAUCAUCUCAAUCAACAGAUUGUAAUAUUAUGUUAUUAUUAGACGAUAAUUGGUUAAGUCCACUUGCUAGAUUUGCUUCUGCAUUUAAGAAUUGUGUUUAUGAAUUUGAUAGAAAAUCACGUCAUUCACAAAAUACUACUACUACAACAACAUCUACUGCUACUACUGAUAAUAAUCAUAAUCCUGUACAAGAUACACAUUCUGCUUGUUCUUCAUCUUCUUUCAAUCAUUCUCAUCAUCAUCACCAUCAUCGUCACAGUCAGAGACAGUUGAAAGAACAAGAAAAGAUCCCACCACCGUCAUCAUCAUCAUCAUCAAAACGUGAAACUCGUCAUCGAAAACCACGUACUCGUCAAUUGGAUACAGACGGUCUAAUGGAUGAUAUAUUACAUAGUAAGUUUUUUAAAGUACAUACAUUUGAAGUUCAAUUUUAA